UCAGCGAUUGAUAGGAGUGGUCACUCGCAUAAUUUGAUUUUGGAUUUUACACAAACAACGCUAUGAGCUUAGCUUCGGUUAUCCACCACGGAGUUCUCGCUCCGGCGAAACCGGAUCGAAUCUUUGUUAGCGUUCCUGUGAUUCCUCCGAACUUCCGAGCUCGUGGAUGGACUGAGUCUCGUCUCUCUCUCGUUUCAGCUGCAAAUCGUCGUCUUUCUCCUAUUGCUUGCUCCCGAGGAACUGAUCAGGAAGAUGAUGUUUCUUCUUCUUCUUCUUCAGAGAAGGAGAGCAGAGAUCUUCUACCACACAAAGAUGACGAUGGAGGUCUGAGAGAGACUUUAAAAGACGAGACGUACAAAACUUCCUUCAAGACUGUUGCCUUGUGUGUAAGCGCUGCGGUGGCGUUUGGAACCGGAAUAGGUUUGAAGGAUGGUGUUGGCAAGGCAUCUGAGUUUUUUGCUGGCUAUUUAUUGGAGCAAAGCUUGUCAGUGGACAACUUGUUUGUUUUUGUUCUCGUCUUCAAGUACUUCAAAGUGCCACUCAUGUAUCAGAAUCGUGUGCUUACCUAUGGUGUAGCUGGUGCAAUUAUCUUCCGUUUCACCCUCAUAUUAAUAGGAACAGCUACUCUUCAGAAAUUUGAAGCAGUCAACCUACUGCUUGCAGCAGUUCUCUUAUAUUCGUCUUUCAAGUUAUUUUCAAGUGAAGAAGAUGAUACAGAUCUAUCAGACAACUUCAUUGUGAAGACAUGCCAGAGAUUUAUUCCUGUCACAUCAAGUUACGAUGGGAAUCGGUUUUUCACAAAGCAUGAUGGCAUUUGGAAAGCCACACCAUUGCUUCUCACAGUAGCAGUGAUAGAGCUCAGUGACAUAGCAUUUGCUGUUGACUCAAUACCAGCUGUUUUUGGUGUCACAAGGGAUCCUUUUAUUGUCUUGACCUCUAAUCUUUUUGCAAUCCUAGGACUAAGGUCUCUCUAUACCCUGAUUUCUGAAGGAAUGGACGAGCUGGAAUACUUGCAGCCAUCAAUAGCAGUGGUUCUUGGCUUUAUCGGAUUUAAGAUGAUCCUCGAUUUCUUUGGCUUCCAUGUAUCAACCGAGGCAUCACUUGGUAUCGUGGCGCUUUCUCUUAGCACCGGAGUACUGUUGAGCCUAACGAAUAAAUCCGGUGACAGCUAACUAAGAAGUAGUCAAUCAAACAUUUAUAAGAGCAAAAUCGCAUUGUUCAUUAUACGAUUUCACAGAUGUGUUACUGUAGAUAUAAAAGAGAGAGAAGGGGGGCAUGGGCUCUGUAAGAUGUAUUGUUCAAAUGAUUUUUUUUUUUUUGGGCCUGGUCGUUCAAAGCUGCAAAGAACAAGAUCUUUAAACCCAACCUUAAUCUAUUUCUGUGUUCACUU
Brassica napus (rape) is the source of this 1390-nucleotide messenger RNA. Its product is annotated as thylakoid membrane protein TERC, chloroplastic. NCBI's taxonomy places the organism in Eukaryota, Viridiplantae, Streptophyta, Magnoliopsida, Brassicales, Brassicaceae. Gene Ontology annotation, cellular component: membrane. The transcript is spliced from 14 exons. The coding region runs from base 63 to 1172 and encodes 369 amino acids. The record is from RefSeq and is a predicted model, not a curated record.